AUGGACGAGUUUAUCUCGGCUAACCCGUGUAGCUUUGACCACGCCGCGCUGUUUGAGAUGGUUCAGCGGCUGACCCUGGACCACAGGCUCAACGACACCUUCUGCUGCCUGGGGUGGUUCAGCCCAGGCCAGGUGUUUGUGCUGGACGAGUACUGCGCCAGGAACGGGGUCAGGGGGUGUCACAGACACCUGUGCUACCUCCGCGACCUGCUCAACCGGGCCGACAACGGGGCCAUGAUCGACCCCACCCUGCUCCACUACAGCUUCGCCUUCUGCGCUUCCCACUCUCAUGUUGUCCAUCCCAUUCACCCCCACCAUGCAUCCCUUAAAGUCAGAGAGGUCAGCAAUAACUGGGGGCCCCUGGUGGUAGGGUGUGAGGGCCCACAGUCCCCAAAACAGAGCUCUCAGGGCCCUGAGCCGGGGACCACCACCUCCUGUGCAAAGGCAAGCAAAUUCAAGUUUAGAUUGAGGAGGGACUCCAAAGUCCCACCCCUCCAAGGCCCCAAAAGGCCGGAUGGGUUGAGCACGGUGAAGGUGGACGAGAAGGAGCGCUUUGAGGAGAUCAAGGAGCGAUUGCGCGUCAUACUGGAGAACCAGAUCGUACAGUUCAGAUACUGUUUUCCUUUUGGCCGUCCUGAGGGUGCAUUGAAGGCCACUCUGUCUUUGCUUGAGAGGGUCCUGAUGAAGGACAUCGUGACGCCAGUGCCACAAGAGGAGGUGAAGGGAGUCAUCCGCAAAUGCUUGGAGCAGGCGGCUCAGAUCAACUACCAGCGCAUCACAGAAUAUGCGAUCAUUGAAGUUGAGAAAGGUCAAAAGGAUCCCAAGGAUCCAGAGAACGCGGGUCGCUUGGUGACCCCGGCCAAGAAGCUGGAAGAGACCAUCCGGCUGGCGGAGCUGGUGAUAGAGGUCCUUCAGCAGAACCAGGAGCACCAUGCAGAGGCUGCAGUCACAAGUUCUGGAGAUCAAUCGGCCUUCGCCUGGUGGACGGACCUCAUGGUGGAGCACGCCGAGAACUUCCUGGCCCUCUACGCCGUGGACAUGGACGCGGCUCUGGAGAUCCAGUCCCCCGAGAGCUGGGACAGCUUCCCUCUCUUUCAGCUGCUCAACGACUUCCUGCGGACAGACUAUCAUCUGUGCAAUGGAAAGUUCCACAAGCACCUUCAGGAUCUGUACGCCCCCCUGGUGGUUAGAUAUGUGGAUCUGAUGGAGUCCUCCAUCGCACAGUCAAUUCACAGGGGCUUUGAGCGCGAGUCAUGGGAGCCUGUGAAGAGUUUAACAAGUAAUCUACCCAAUGUCAACCUACCAAAUGUCAACCUCCAAAUUCCCAAAGUACCAAAUCUGCCCGUGCCAGUAGCAGGACUAUCAGUUAACCUUCCGCAAAUGCCUAGCUUUUCUACCCCGUCAUGGAUGGCAGCUAUAUAUGACUCUGAUAACGGCUCCGGCACGUCCGAGGACCUGUUCUGGAAGCUGGACGCGCUGCAGACCUUCAUCAGGGACCUGCACUGGCCCGAGGACGAGUUUGCCAAACACCUGGAGAGCCGCAUCCAGCUCAUGUCCAGCGACAUGAUCGAGAACUGCGUCAAACGCACUCGGAUGGCGUUUGAAUCCAAGCUAACAAAGAGCAGCAGGUCCACAGACUUCCGCAUCUCUCCAUCAAUAUGCACCAUGUUCAACGUGAUGGUGGACGCCAAGGACCAGUCGGCCAAGCUGUGUGCUAUGGAGAUGGGCCAGGAGAAACAGUACCACACCCAAAUAGAUGAACUGAUUGAGGAGAGUGUGAAGGACAUGAUCACGCUUCUGGUGGCAAAGUUUGUAGUGAUUCUGGAGAGCGUGCUGGCUAAGAUCUCCAGAUACGACGAAGGCACUCUCUUCUCAUCCUUCCUGUCGUUCACGGUGAAAGCUGCUUCCAAGUAUGUGGACGUACCUAAACCGGGGAUGGAUGUGGCGGACGGCUACGUGACCUUUGUGCGCCACUCUCAGGACAUACUGCGUGAUAAGGUCAAUGAGGAGGUGUAUAUAGAAAGGUUAUUUGAUCAAUGGUUCACGGCCACAAUGAACCUGCUGGGCACCUGGCUCACCGAGCGCAUGGAACAACAGCUCCACGUCUACCAGCUUAAGAUCCUCAUCCGGAUCGCUAAGAAAAAGUACAGAGACUUCCGCCUGCAGGGGGUGCUAGACUCCACCCUGAACAGCAAGAUGUACGACACGGUGCGCAACAGACUGACCCUGGAAGAGGCAACGGCCUCUGUGCGGGAGGGAGGCAUGCAGGGCAUCUCCAUGAGGGACAGCGACGAGGAGGAUGAAGACGACGACUAG
Gadus chalcogrammus (walleye pollock) is the source of this 2316-nucleotide messenger RNA. RefSeq names its product calcium-dependent secretion activator 1-like. Gene Ontology annotation, cellular component: glutamatergic synapse. Gene Ontology annotation, biological process: dense core granule exocytosis; positive regulation of exocytosis; synaptic vesicle exocytosis. The transcript is spliced from 20 exons. The record is from RefSeq and is a predicted model, not a curated record. NCBI's taxonomy places the organism in Eukaryota, Metazoa, Chordata, Actinopteri, Gadiformes, Gadidae. Bases 1 to 2316 code for a protein of 771 amino acids.